This is a messenger RNA of Acanthaster planci (crown-of-thorns starfish), 2828 nucleotides long. Its product is annotated as hatching enzyme-like. Gene Ontology annotation, biological process: collagen catabolic process; extracellular matrix organization; proteolysis. Lineage: Eukaryota; Metazoa; Echinodermata; Asteroidea; Valvatida; Acanthasteridae. The record is from RefSeq and is a predicted model, not a curated record. Gene Ontology annotation, cellular component: extracellular matrix. Gene Ontology annotation, molecular function: zinc ion binding; metalloendopeptidase activity.
CCUUCAAACAAGAGGGUUUUCUGAUAAACGCGAGUCGCCGGACAUUGUCCCAACUAAAACCACGCCGUGUGAACAUACACUAUUUAGUAUCACCAAGGUGAUGAUCACCAAAAUAGAUAAACAUGUUGUUUGUAUAAAAAGGAAACAUUUUGAUGCGUAGCGUCAAAAUCCUGUCUCUUGUUUUAAGCGUCACUUGGAAAAUACAUGUAGGACGAGGAGCUGCACAUGUACGCGUGAGCAGGCCCAACAGCCAAGCUUGUGUACAGUACAGUACAAAGGACAGGACAUGUACUUGUAAUUUACAACCAAGUUUGAAAAUCGAAAGCCUGAGAAUUUUUGCAACGUAAAUGCAUACUUUAGCAAUUGAUUGUUGCAAAAAUUAGUUGCAAAAAUGCCAGGCGUCCGACAGUUACAAGUAACCUUAGUGGUAUUUUGUUUCUGGAUUCAAGCCGCUGCGACUCAAAACGAUGAGGAUGCCAACCCCUUCGCCCAGCAAAUGACCGAACUUCAGAACUAUCUGGAAAGAAACGGUUACCUUAUGGAGAGUGACAACAUCACAGAUCCAAGCAGGAAUAUGACCCAGGCCAUCAUAGACUUACAGACACUGUCAGGACUCCAACCUACUGGCGAGGUUGAUGGUCUUCUUCUUUCAACUAUUGGAUCCCGUCGAUGUGGCUUGGCCGACAUCAUGCCUGAGACGUAUCAAACAGCUAAUGUCAAAUUCGGCAAGAAUCAUCUGACUUAUUGGAUUGAGCAGUUCCCGCCCUCUAUGGAUCAGCAAGUUGUCAAAGCAGUCAUACGAGAUGCUUUUCAGGUUUGGGCUGAUGUCACCCCGCUGUCUUUCUCCGAGGUUUUUGUUCAAGACGCUGACAUUCAAAUCCUCUUCGGUGCUCGGGAGCAUGGUGAUGGGGUACCAUUUGAUGGGCGAGGUGGUGUCCUUGCACACGCGUAUCUACCUUUAAGUGGAGACGCUCAUUUUGACGCCGAAGAAAGAUGGACAGUGGGGACAUUUGCAGGGACUAAUCUGUUUCAAGUAGCUGCGCAUGAGUUCGGCCACAGCUUGGGUUUACUCCAUUCUCAAGACAUUACAGCACUCAUGUAUCCCUAUUACCGAGGGUACCAGCCAAAUUUCCGCUUAAGUGAAGAUGACAAGGAGGGAAUACGGAGUCUAUAUGGCAGAGAAAGGGUACCAGACUAUGACGGCACAGAUGAGGAACCUGAUAGUGGGAAUAACGAUGACGUUGAAAUUACAACAGCGAGCACUCCUACCCCACCCCCACCAACAACACCAGGAACACCUACCCAAGCACCGCCUCCCCCAGCAGAAGCCUGCCUGAGAAAUGGCACUUUCGACGCCGUGGUUAACACCAAAGAUGGCCACAGCUUUGGAUUUAUCGGUGCAUACGUGUGGCGCUUGGAUGUCUUUCCGCGAACGUUCACACAAAUAAGCGAAGCAUGGCAAAGUCUUCCAAACCACGUGCAGUCGGCUGUCAAACAAGGUGACAUCACAUACAUUCUCAAGGGAUGUUAUGUGUGGAGAUACGAGAAUCUGCAGUAUCGUGGACGGAGACGUAUCCGUGAACAGUGGCCUGGUCUUCCCUGCAAUGUGCAAGCCGGUUACGUGUCAUCCAGUGACACCUACUUCUUUAAAGGUCUCUUUGUCUACCGUUUUCGUGGGAGUUCCUUCAGAUCUCGCCGUAGAAUAUGGAGCCUAAAUUGGCAUGGUCUGCCGUAUCGCAACUUUCGUAUUACGGCCAUCAGCCCCAACUUAAACGACGACGGGGAAGUAACAAAUGUGUACAUAUUUACAGGGAACGUGUAUUACCUGUUUGAUGACGCAACGAAGCGCUUUGUUUAUCGCAACGAAUAUCCUCGUGAAGUUACCAGGUUUAUACUUGGCAGGUGUCUUAUUUCAUAAUGAAAACAAUUCAUGAAGUGUCAACGAGUUUGUCAGAUCUCAGAUUUGGACCAUGUCACUAAACAGUGCCACGUGAGCAAACACGUGUACAUGUGCUCAAAGUUAAUUUUACACGUAAAUAAUGGUUAGGUUCACUUUCUAAAAAUCUGUUUUGUAAAACUGCGUCGCUUUCAUGCCGUGCACAUUAAGAAUUGUGUAUACCAGUCUUUUUCUUUUGUAGUUUUUCUUUUUUCGUAAGGAAACCGAAACUUGGAUGUUGGUCUCCAUAAACAGGAAUUUCUAGUUUCGAGUCUCGCUUGAUCACUUUCUGAUUUUUUCUCCAUAAGCUCUCGAGUAAAAAUGUCGCAGCUGAUGUGAAUAUGUUAAUUGACUUCGUCUUUCAAUUUCCCGUUCUAUUGUUUAAAAUUAAUUUCAUGGUAUUUUUUGUAAACUUUUGUGGAGCGUUUCUUGCAAGGAGACUGAUUAAGUCUGGUAGCCAAUUUUUAUGUUUUGAGGCAGCAUGUGCUUGAUAUACCGUAAUUUUACAAAGGAAAAUACCGAGCAGAUUUCUUGACUUCUUGAGCGUUGUUUAUAAACUUGUUGGGAAGAAAUUAAGUUUGCAUGCUGAAACGUAAUUUAUAUUAUAAAUAAUGUACUUAUACUUUGUUUUUAUGACGUCAUCCUAGUUUUAGAAAUUAUAAGUUUGAUUUUAUUAGUCCAUAGUUUCAGUUGAUCACUCUAGAUUAAACAUUUUGACAGAUGAAUACAUGUAUAGGAAAUCUUUUGCCAGAAUUUUUAACGUUGUAUUUUGUCAAUUCUUAAUUAGCUACCAAGUUAAUCUUAGAAAUUCAGUUGCCAUGUAUGAAUUAUACAGUAUAGCUGCUAAAGUAAAUUUAUGAAAUACGACAUUACCAACGUUGACUCAACAUAA